Messenger RNA from Seminavis robusta, 411 nucleotides. The record is from the annotation of a GenBank genome assembly. NCBI's taxonomy places the organism in Eukaryota, Bacillariophyta, Bacillariophyceae, Naviculales, Naviculaceae.
AUGUUGCUGUGUCGUUUCAGAUCCACAAUCUUUCUUAUCGCCUUGGCGCUGUUCAGUGCUCUCCCUGUGGCCCAUGGCUGGAUUCUUCCGAAAUCUAACCCCAGAAAAUGUCUGAUCCAACCACAAAACUAUCAAACGACAGUUUUGUUGCAUCAGACAGACCAGGAUGAUCUACAACCAGACGACAACAACAACAGUAUCCCACAAAAAGAAUUACGGAUUGGACCCUUUGGAAGCCUGGAAAUAUUGGCUGUAGCUGUUAGUCUCUUCUUUGUGGCCUCGGUGGCAGUGUACGGAGAUGCUCUCUUUGCCAAGCCAGCAUCCAACAUGCCCGUAGUGGUAGAUGCCAAUGAAGUGCUCCAAAGUGAUUUUGUCCGCAUUGAGUCCUCCGUGCCCUUUGCGGGGGAAUAA